Guyanagaster necrorhizus is the source of this 1398-nucleotide messenger RNA. RefSeq lists its product as uncharacterized. Lineage: Eukaryota; Fungi; Basidiomycota; Agaricomycetes; Agaricales; Physalacriaceae. The transcript is spliced from 3 exons. The record is from RefSeq and is a predicted model, not a curated record. Bases 81 to 950 code for a protein of 289 amino acids.
CAUCGAAUUGCCUCGAGGCAACCUUUAGAAUGGCAAAUUUUGUUCAUUACACUCGUGGCGGUCGAUGGUGAACGCCUGUAAUGACAGUCUCGACGGCCCCUGCUCUCCUUCUUGGUAUAGGUGCUCGCAUUCUGCUGGAUCAAUUCACGCGCUCGAAUGAGCCAUCGUUGCAGGCCUCUUUUUUGGUGGGAGUUUGGCAGGGCGUUGCACUUUGGUACGCCUACAAGCAGCACAACCUCGGCAUUCCGGUCGCUUUCGGCAUUGCUGCAAAGGUCUAUGUCGAAUUUUCGUUCACCCAGGAUGCUACGAAGCCCAUCGUUACCCUCGCCGGUGUCGCUCUUGGAGUCAUCUGCACAGAAUUCUUGGCAGGAGUCUUUGACAAGCCAAAGGAAAAACGUAGCAAGAAAACUCAUUCUACACUUGCUAAUGGCCACACGACCCAGGACCGUGACCGGGAGCGUACUUCACGUCACCGUCGCAGAACCACCGAACGAGAACCUCAACGCCAUCAUACAUCCAGACAUACCACGUCCGACAUUACUUCAGUUGAUUCGAAUUCAGAAAUGAUCGGUCCCAGAGGCUCAAUGAGUCCGUUGGAUCGCGAAGUGGUGGCGUUACGCACUCGAGCUUCUCUGGCUGACAGUGAACGCCGCCGUUUUAAGGAGGAAAAGAAAUGGGCCAUUGAGCAGGGUAACACUGCUCUUGCGUCACAGCUCAGCUGGCAAAUAAAGCGUUAUUCUACGCUUAUGAAGAGUUUUCAUCGCGAGGCUGAUACGAAGAUAAUAGAGGCGUCUCUGACCCGUGCUCGUUUGCAAACGAUAGACGAACAAGAACCCCAUGUCUCGACAUCCGAAAGGCUUCCGCGUCGGGAAAGUGGAAAACCAGAGCCGCCCAUUGUCAGUGUUGACAUAGCACAAUCGAAAUCCGGUAUUCGUGUGAAUGUGCGAUGAUAGCUCUCAAGAUCACAGUAUCUGUGGCGGACUUUACAUCAGAGCAAGUCACUGUAUGGGCUUUUGUACAAUUUAGCCCCGAUCCUUUACCAACCGUCCGACUCAACUCCCGAGUCCUCGUCAUUCUUCAUGACACGAGAGGUGGUUUCCGGGGAACCAGAAAUUCUACAAUGGAUAGUACAAGGAUGCAGGAGGACAGCGCAGGGAAUAUAUAUGAUAGGUGUAGGGUGGAUCGAAGAGACGAAAGAGGGUAACAUACAGACAUGACGUUAUCGAUGAGAUUUACCAUUAGUCCUAGAGGCGCUGGAGCCAUUCACUUUCGAUACAGUAUUACUUGUUCGAGGCUUCUUGGAAGAACUUGAUUCUGACCCCGCUCUAGGCGCACCCUCCUUCAUGACCAUCUUCGCAUGUAUUUCUUCCAAUUUCGACGCCUUGACUUUCUUGGGCC